Molecule: messenger RNA, 2175 nt
Organism: Phodopus roborovskii (desert hamster)
Lineage: Eukaryota; Metazoa; Chordata; Mammalia; Rodentia; Cricetidae
Product: DDB1- and CUL4-associated factor 8
Exons: 1
Coding region: 1-2175 (724 amino acids)
Cellular component (GO): cytoplasm; Cul4-RING E3 ubiquitin ligase complex
Molecular function (GO): protein binding
Source: RefSeq, a predicted model, not a curated record
AUGUCGGCAAGCUGUUUCCGGUCCCCCAUUUUGUUGGCCUCCCAUUUUACCUGCAACCACUUCUCGCCUGUUGGGUGUGUCAGUCUGUCACCACUUGGUGAGAUUUUUGCAGUUGACUGUGAGCCUGAUGGCCUUCCUAAAGUCCUAGUGGUUAGUGAUUUACCCAGUUCACACCCACUGGAGCAAAUAUCCCUAAAAAUGUCGUUACAAAAGAGCAACUCAGAUGCCGCAAUCAAUCCUGAGAAAAGAAGGUGGCUCAGCUGCUCGGACAAGACUUCUGGUGCCCCAGCAGACACAAAGACGGUUUCUGAUACCAAAACCAAGGGUACAGAAACGAGUCCAACAGCAAGUAGCGAUGUUGCUGACCCCGGAGCUAGCAGUGUUUCCCUCCCUCACGGUACUGACCUCGAAAAUUCUGGCGACGGUUUCCAGGCUGACAACGGUGAUGAAGAUGGCGAUGUUCACGCUGAUAACGGUCACAAUAAUGCCAAGAACUCCAAUAUUCUUGGCUUGGAGGACACUGACAAUUUUAUCAGCAGUUUGGGAAGCUUGGUAAGCCAGCAACAGUUGGAGGAAGGUGAGGGUACGGAAGAGCACCGUGAGGGAAGCCUGUACCGCCACCUUGAGUCAGGGGAGGAGGCCGGUGAGGUCAUAGAUGAACAGGAAGUGGAAAGCCACUUCCGCCCCCAGGAGAUGGGGGCCGGCGAGGCUGUGACUGAGUGGGGUGAAGUGGUGCGUGAAGUACGUGAAGCACACGAACAGUCCACUGAGAACAGCAGUUAUAUGGAAGAAGACCGUGCACUAGAUGAGUGGCUGGCUUUAGAUACAUCUCCUCUCCCGAAACCUCGAUGGAAUGUCCUUAAUGCCCUUCGCGAUAGGCAGUUGGGUGCAAGUGCCCGCUUUGUUUAUGAGGCCUGUGGGGCAAGAGUCUUUGUGCAGCGUUUCUCACUACAGUAUGUUUUUGAAGGCCACGAUGGAUGUGUCAACACUGUGCAUUUUAACCAACACGGCACCCUGCUGGCUAGUGGCAGUGAUGACCUAAAAGUGAUUCUGUGGGACUGGCUUCAUCAGCGACCAGUACUUAACUUUCGUAGUGGCCACAAAAAUAAUAUCUUACAUGCUAAAUUUCUUCCUAAUUGUAAUGAUUCCCUCUUAGCCAUGUGUGGCCGUGAUGGGCAGGUACGCAUUGCACAGCUAUCUGCUAUUCCAGGCACUCCGAUGACUAAACGUUUGGUGAAGCAUGAGGGAGGAUCUCAUAGAUUGGCUUUGGAGCCAGACUCCCCAUUUAGGUUCCUAACGUCAGGUGAAGAUGGAGUUGUUUUCAGUAUUGAUCUCAGACAGGCCCAACCAGCUUCAAAGGUGCUGCUAACCAAACAUGGUGAUAAGAAAGUAGGAUUGUAUUCAAUCUUUAUGAAUCCUUCUAAUUUCUAUCAGUUUGCCGUAGGUGGGCAAGAUCAGUUUGUGAGAAUUUAUGACCAAAGGAAAAUUGAUGAGAAUGUCAACAAUGGAGUUCUCAAAAAAUUCUGCCCUCAUCACCUUCUGAGCUAUGAUUAUCCAGCAUAUAUCACCUCUGUGAUGUAUAGUUAUGAUGGCACAGAGCUCCUGGCUAGCUACAAUGAUGAAGAUAUUUAUAUUUUCAACUCUUCUGAUAUCGAUGGAGCACAAUAUGCUAAGAGAUAUAAAGGGCACAGAAAUAAUGCCACAGUGAAAGGUGUACAUUUUUAUGGCCCCAGAAGUGAGUUUGUGAUGAGUGGUAGUGAUUGUGGGCACAUCUUCAUCUGGGAAAAGUCAUCCAGCCAGAUUGUUCAGUUCUUGGAGGCAGAUGAAGGAGGAACAAUAAACUGUAUUGAUCCCCAUCCUUACCUACCUGUGCUUGCAUCCAGUGGCCUAGACCAUGAGGUCAAGAUCUGGGAACCCACAGCUGAAUCUUCCAGGAAGCUUACUGGGUUAAAGAAUGUGAUUAAAAUUAAUAAGCUAAAACGAGAUAAUUUUAGCUUGCACCACACUUCCCUUUUUGAUAACCACAUGCUUUGGUACCUCAUGAGUCACUUGACACAGACACAACACAAUUGGAGAGGUAUUAGAAUUGAAGUGGGAGGAGCAGAUUUCAGUGACUCUUCUAGUACCUCUGAAGAGGAAGGAAAUGGAGAAGAAUCACAGUGCCAGACAUCCUAG